UUAUAAAUAAUACUGAAGGUCUUUGCUUGGCAUGUAUCUUUGACUUUGUUUUACACAUAUGAAUGGACAGUUUAAAAGUUUAAAAAUAUCUUAUCUGGAUUAAUUUCCAAAAUACAGUUACUGGCGUAUUCUUUCUUAAUCAAUAAUUAAGAAUUUUGUUUUUCUGUUCUUUUGAUUUUUCUAAAUGUAUUGGUGAUAAAGGAAGUUUAUUUCAUUUUCUUUUCUUUGGCUGCUAUUAAUGUUGACCCUUUUACAUAUAUAUUUUGUCAACCGUUUCAUUUUAUUUUUCUUUUCUUUUUGAGUGUUCUGUUUAGAUGCUUUUACAUUAUUGGGAAGAUUUCUCACAAACAGUAAUCUCGCAGCCUGAUAAACAAGGUUGCUAUUCUAAGGCAUAAUUAAAACAAUGAACCACAAGUCCUCACUCUGAAAAAUUCAGAUGAUAAAAAAUAUUCUAUUAAUUUUAAAAGGUCAGUACAUAAAAGAACAUAUUAGACAUAAAAGACCUCUGCCUUGGAGCUACCAGGUAUGGCCAUUGGGGGAGAGUUUUGCUAAGGGAACCUUGGAGUGAGGUGCUGAGGAGGUUCAUGCCGCAGAAGCAUCGGAUGAGUCAGAGUUGUUCUUUGCAUGCAGUGUUCUCUGUGCAGCUCCACUUAUAAACAAACUAACUACUUGGCUUCAGAGAGGCUGUUGGAAAGUGGUCAGGGGUCUGGACUUUGGAGUCGAGCAUACCAGCUUGUUCACUGUUGCCUUAGCUCAGUAACCUCAUUGAUAUGUACCUCAGCCCCCUUAUCUGUAAAACAGGCUGGAAUUUGGGAAGCUUGCACUGGUUAUUAGAUGAGAGGAUGGAAUGGAAACCAGAGAGAUAAGAGCACUCAAAAAGUGGCAUUCUGGACUGAGGCCGUAAUCAAGAGCCAAGCAGUAGCCUGGUGGAAGCCUGGCCCUGAAGGGCCUGGGCAGUGACGCUGAAGCCAGGUCACAGUCCCUCUCUGUCUUCUUUCCUCCAUUUUUAUAAACGACUGCUGUGUGCCAAGCACUGUCCUGGACCCCAAGCAUCCAAAAGAUACCAAGUUUAUACCUUCAUGACACUUACAUUCUGAAGAUCAAAACAGACAGGAAAGGAGAAAAUCGAGGAAUGCACAAGGGAGGUAUGGACCGUGAACAUUACUAAGAAGGAAGUAAAUGAGGUGAUGUCGAAGGGAGACUGGAGGAAAGAGGAGGGACCAGAGAUGUCAGAGGGGCCUGGAGGCACAGCUAGCAGCUCUUGUCGUGAGUCUGAGGUCUCUGCCAGGAGGAGCUUAGAUCAAGGGCUGGGCUGGAGGUGGCGCCUCCUUCAAGAGCCUCUGGGAGGUUGAAAGUGCUUUCCUUCACUCAUUCCACCAGAGGUUCCUGAACCCCUCCUAUGUGCCUGGCUCUGUUCCUGUGCUGGGCAAUAGCAGGGGAGAAAAUGAAGCCUCGGCCCCCAUGAGGCUCACAUUCUGGUGAGAGAUGAGUCAUCAACAAACAAGCCAAAUCUCUUAGGUCGAGUGCAGAUAAGUGCGAGGAAGCAAAAUAAAGAGGGAUGAGAGAUAGGGUGAAGGGGGCAUAGAAGAAGGGGCUCUGCAGAUAUCUAGACAGAGUUGCUUGGCUGACUUCAAGAACAGCUGAGAAGCCAGCCCAGUGGGACCAACAUAAGCAAUGGGGAGGACAGACAGGGAGGCCCUGAGGGGCUGGACUGCUAGAGAUUUGCAGGCCGUGGCAAGAGUUGUCAUUUUGUGGUUGACACCCCAAGCAAGGGAGUUUGGUCAUUGACCUAGCUGUGCUGUAGAGUCCUAAAAUCUGAGGCCAUAUUGGAUAGUUGUAACUGGGAGAAGCGAGAACCAGAAGUCAAGGGUAGAUGGCAUCAGGGGAAGUGGGGUGCCCAGGUUCAAGCUUGAGAAACUAAAUCUGUAUCAGAUCCAAGGGGCCCCUUGAGAUGCAGAUGAAGUCAGAAGCUGAGGAAACACUAGCAGGAAGUAGUGGGUGGGAGCCAGGAGAAAAGUUGGCAGAUGUGGCAGUGCAUGGGCCUGGGCUUCCUGGGAAAGGGGUCUUAUUCACCUGCCAGGCAAGUGCCUUGACCUGGAUAUGCCUGGAAAACAUAAUUAAUUGAAUGAAUAAAAAGGUGCUUUGUAAACUCCAUCAAAUUAUUUGUUAUGCUAAUGUCAUCAUUACUAUUUCUCUAAUAAUCCAUGACACAAUUAGGAAGCACUAACUGAAGACCUCCUGAUAUUGCCCAUAUUUGAAUUCCACGUGGAUGUCCCCAGCACUUGGUGGGGAUCAUCCAUUCUUUUUGAACAACCCCAGUCAUGGUGGCAAGCUUCCUGCCUCCUCACCUUUGGAGAGCUCUAGGAUAUUAUUUUUUUUCUGAAUCACACACAUAUAUUUGUAAUGUUCAGCUUCAUCAGAGUUUGAUGAUGAUUAUAGAAUUCUUGAGUUGGAAGGAGCCAAAGUCAUGUCUCAGCUAACAUUAGCCAAUAAGCCUUCUUUGGUAGACUUCUUCCUCUAGAUAUUCUGUGGCUGAAUGGAUCUGGGCAUUGUUGACUUAAACAGAGACUAAAGGAAUUCUCUGUAGAGCCACAGUGACUCCCAUAGCGGGUCUAAGGCAUCUCCCAAACACAUUAGGCCUCAGAAUAUGUUCUUUAGAGGCAUCUGGCAGUGCUAGGACUUCUCAGAAGAUGCUGCAGGAAACUCUAAUUCAGCUCCUCCCCCUUCAUUCUAAAGUGGAAGAAGUUGAGGCCUUGAAGGGAGAAGUUUUCUGGAAUCAUCCAUUCAUUUACUCAGCCAACUUUCACUGAAUAUCUCCUUUACGGAUGGCCCUGAAGUUAGAUUAGAACUUUAUCCCUGACCUUAAAGAAGCUCCUUUUUUGUGAGGACACCAACACUUACACAAAUUACAAUGCAACUCAGUAAGUAUACUCACAAGGGAGCAAAUUCCCUGGAAGAAAUGUUUCAGCUGGGCUGUCGAGGACGGGAUGGAGUUUGAUGGAUGGGAAUGAAACUAAAUGGUGUUCCAGACAGAGCUCUUUGCGCCGGAGCACAAAGGCCUUUAGGGGAGGACAUGAGUAAGGAAUAGCAGGUGACUCAUUAGAGUGCAAGGGGAAGGUUCUGAUUGGAGGAGGAGCAGCCAAAGGUUGAGAUGGACCAGUGGAGUGGGGGGGGUCCCAUGGAGAAGGGUUUUAGACUUGUCUUGUAGUCCUGUGGGUUUUGAGCAAGGAAAACAGUCUUAGGAAGAUCACAGAAGCAACAGCUCGGAGACUGGCACACAGGGCUGUGACUUUGGAGAUCUGGACGACAUGGAGUGAUGAGUUUAGGACUGCAGCUGCCUGUGGUGCCCAUGUCUCCUGCACUCAUCCCAUAUCUCCUUUUGGCUGGGACUGGCUGGGGUAGCUCAGACUUGCAGACUGACCUCAAAUGACUGUGUGCAGGCAAACUCAUUCCACAAGUGCAGUGCAGAGAGCGACCCUGGUGCCAGCACAAUCAUUGUCUGAGAGGAGACAUGGAUAAAUAUGCCAGUCUUUUGCCUUUCGUGCAGACAAUUAUGGAAGAUUUCUCAGUAUCUCAUGUGGUCUCAGGAGAAUCGAGCCCCUGUUCUCCACCACACACCCUCACAUUGACGCACCUCUCUGCCUGUCUUCCUCUACCGGCUCACUUCUUCACUCUUGCUUCCUUGAAUUACCUUCCAAAGGAACCACUCCCAGCCCUUUUCUUGGGUUCUGCUUUUGGGGAAGCCCAAGCUAAGAUAGGGGCAUUAUUUUUGUUUUAUGUCAAAUGAAUCUAAUGCCACAUGGUCUGACUGGGUGAGUAACGUGGUAUUCUCUGGCUCAUUUAGAAAGGAAUGGUCAUCUUCAAGAUGUUUUUGGUCCUGCCUGGGCAAGUGACUCAACUUCCAGAUUUCCAAGGCCUUUAGUUUUUUUUGUUGUUGUUGUUGUUGUUGAUAAAAUAGUUUUAGAUUUACUAUAGUCUCUCCUGAGACACGUGACUGUAAAACCUCAAGUCUGGCACAUAUUUUAAAAGACAUCUAAUCCAAUUCACAACUCAUAUUGAAAUUGCCUCUGUAGCAUUUCUGUCAUGUAGUCAUCACUCUCUGUUUUUUAUCUCUUUGAUGGGGAUCUCACUACUUUCCAGAUAGACCAUCCCAUUCCUGGGCCAUAACUCAACAAAAUCAACUCAAUGAAUAUUUAUUUAGCAUCCACUAAGUGCCAGGUGCUGGAGUUUUUGAGAAGGGCAUUAAUCACAGUCCCAUUCCCUCUGGGUUGUAAAGCAAUUAAGAAAUAGCACAACAGUUAGAUGGGGUCUUGUAGAUGCCAGCUUUGUUGCCAAUAAUUAUACAUCAGGAAAUGGGGCUUCCUCCUGAGCCCAAGAGCUUCCUGAUAUUCUGUUUCCAAGACUAGAGUGUGUGUCAUUCCUGAGGGGAAAGAGGAGUCUGCAGAGUGGACACACAUCCAGCCACUCUAUGGAGGCUUGAGGUCUACCUGAGAGCUCUCAUAUCCAGAGGGCCCAGAGCCUCAAAGUGGGAAGAUACUUGAAUAUGUGGUCUUAAAAACAUCAUUCCUGCUUUGUAGAGUAGUGGGCAUCAAAGCUGUCACACUGCUGCCAUCUCAUCUUUUCAAUCAGUCCCUCCUGUCCUGCCCCAGUCCAGCCCUCUUCCCAGCACAUUUUUCUUGUAGAAACUUGGCUUCGAAUGAACACUUAUAUUUCUUCUGUGAUGGCUGAAGGUGAGCAGCCUGUGAGUAGUGGCGUGUCUUCUGCUACUUUCUGAAUAACAAGGAAUUCAUGGAGCCUCCACUUAGUGCCUGGCUCUGUGCUGAGAGUCUCAGGAGAUCCACCAAUGGCCCUGCGAUUGUCACCGUGUUUAUAGAUGAGAAAACUGAGGCUCAGAGAAGGAGCGUGCUUAUCUGACUUAUCACCUUCAUGAACCGCAUCCACACUCAGGUGAGCCUGCCCUCAAAGCCAUGUUUAUCUGACUUCUUGGCAUCAAGAUGAUGUUUGCCUUUUGUUAUUUGACUCUCCCUGAGUAAAAGGACCAUUGGAGAAUCCAUGCAAUCUUUGGAGUUUCUGAAGGCAAAUUCAGGAUCAGGUAGUUGAGGGACUCUUGUGGGUGAAUAUAUCUCAGAGGUCCAGUAAGCCUAGACUCUGUGGUUGCAAGUGAUAAAGUCUGUGUUUUCCCAAGACGAGGCACAAAGGAGACUAUAUGGGCUCAUGUCAGUAGACCAUGUGAUGGGCAGGUUAAAGAGAAACCAGGGGAACAUUCAGAUCCCACCAGCAUUCCCUUUUUCAUCCCUUUUUCUCUUUGCUUGCCAGCUUUAUUUUUUCAGACCAGCUUCCCUGAGGGCAUGGAAACACGAUUGCUACCAGCCUGAAACUCACCUUCUGAUUGUUUUGGGCUCUUCUUCUUCAACUGUCAUCAAUUUCCAGGAAAGGGUCCUGAUUGGCAGACUCAGGGUUACAUGUCAGUCCCUGGACCAAUCACUGUGACAGAGAGUGAACAAUUUUGAUUGGCUCAGCCUGGGUCAGGGGCCUCUCCCUGCACAGCUAACUGGAGGGACAGCUUCUCUUGGACUGGAGAACUCCUUUGGUCAUCAGGGUGGCUGUGAUGGUGCUGGGGUGGAGGGGAGGCACAGAGGCCCUGGACAGCAUCUUAGGGCAUCUUAGGCCCUACUGGAUGUGUGAUCCUUGCUCACCACUGAUUAAGAAAUAGGCUUGAGGUGUUUUUAUAGCAGUAACUUAUGCACAUUGAGCCUACAGCUCUACAUUAAGGUAAAGGAAAGCAUCCUAAAUCCUGAUCUCAAUCUGGUCUAGAGGUGCUUUGUGACAUUUUCAUAAAUAGAUAAGCUCUUAGUCAACUAGCAUAAAGAACAAGGAACAUUUCUCUCUUUCCCUAGAGGUUUUUUGCGAUAUGAGGACUGUUAUAGAACUGGCCUUGUUGCUGACUGCUUUCUGGGGCUAUAUCCUUGGGGCAGCCGCAGAGACAAUGCCAGGGCGAUUAUCUAGGAAGGCUGCUGGGAUGUUGAACCCAUGUCCCUCAAACCCGUCCCCAGUCCCGGUGGCUGUAUACUGAGGACUAUAAAGAGCAGAGGCUACCAGGGAGUAUUGGGGGUGCCCCACUGACACCACAAGCCCAGCAGCACAGGAAAUAAGAGACUGGCCAGGAAUUCAGCCUCCAGAGGAGGAGAUCCAAGAUCUAUAUGGCAGAAUGGCUCUCAGUCCAGAGCAAGACCAAGCUGUCAUCUCACGGAAGGUAGGAAUAUCUUGGAGGCGAUAAUUUGCCCAUCAGAAAUAGCAUUGGCCCACCAUGGAAGUAUGGAUAUGGGGAGUCUGAGAAGCAGGCGGGAAGUGUCCUCUGAGCAUUGUUCAGGGGAAAGGGUGUGCUGACCCCAGAAUAUGACCUGCCUGGUUUUAGUGGCUCUGUAUCCUUGAAAUGGAGAUGGAAAUGUCAGGCUGGCUAGAAGUUCAGUGCCAUGGAACACUCAGAUAAUAUAACUAAUGUCCCCCAUUUUGAUUCCUUUCUUACCAAGCCAAUUUCUAAUUACAGGUGAUCUGCAGGGAUAAACUGGCCAAUGGAAGUAUUGUCUGAUAUCGCUGGCUGUUGUUCUCGCUAUAUAGUAAUCAGUUAGCAUGCCAGUGUAUGUAUGUAUCAGUUUAGUUAAUGUGAGUCUACCUAUGGGGGUGGAGACCCUGAAAAUAAAUGAUUCACUGAUGGUGAAUUCCAUCCCAUGAGAGCACACAGCAGCCAGUUGCCUCUCCUGCAGAUAUCUGUCUUAGCUUUUCUUCAAACACAUGGGGGUUCUGUGAGUGGCCAGCACAAGGUGGGCACUAGGAGGGAAAUCAGACAAGCUCCUACAUUUCACAGAAGGUUCACUAUUCAAGCUCCCGUUUGGUCAAAGCGCUGAGCCAGGUGCUAUAUUCCUGCUCUAUGUGUUCCCCACAGUACCUGGCUCAGGGCUUCUUUCCCUUUUUAGUAGACAAGUAGGGAACACACACUGAUGACCAAAAACAAGGCUCUAGUAACCUUCAUCUGCAGCCGUUUUAGAGCUUACAGUGUUCUCUCUUGCCUAUGACCUCAUCUCGUUGCUACAGAAAUCCAAAGUUUUUGUUUGUUUGGAGGCAGAGUCUUGCUCUGUCACCUAGGCUGGAGUGCAGUGGCGUGAUCUCGGCUCACUGCAACAUCCACCUCACAGGCUCAAGCGAUUCUCCUGCCUCAGCAUCCCGAGUAGCUGAGAUUACAGCUGUGCGCCACCACGCCCAGCAAAUUUUUGUAUUUUUAGUAGAGCCAGGGUUUCACUAUGUUGGCCAAGCUGGUUUCGAACUCCUGACCUCAGAUGGUCCGCCCGCCUCAGCCGCCCAAAGAAAACACCAAAGUUUUUGAAAGCAAGUAUUGUUUAAUCAAAUUACAGAUGAGAAAAUGAGACCAUAAGUGAUUAGCAGGUUUGCACAAAGUCCCUCUUCAGUGAAAGAGCCAAAGUUUGAACAGACAUUUGUUCAACUUCCCAGUUUUGACCUUUUCCGUGUGCCCAAUGGUUGUCCUUAGUUGUCGAUCAAUAUUUUUUUUCUGAUGGUCCUUCUGCCUGAAAUCCCUCUCCCUUCCCCUUCCUUCCCUUCCUCUCCCUUCUCUUCUUUCCACCCUCUGCCUUCUCCCAGGUCUGCCAGUUAAAAUCCUACUUUUUUUGGCAGAGGGCUGUGGGUGGGGGGGUGUGGAGUUUCACUCUUGUUGCCCAGGCUGGAGUACAGUGGCGCGAUCUCGGCUCACUGCAACCGCUGCCUCCCAGGUUCGAGCGAUUCUCCUGCCUCAGCCUCUGGAGUAGCUAGGAUUACAGGCGCCCACCACCAUGCCUGGCUCAUUUUUUGUAUUUUUAGUAGAGACAGUGUUUCACCAUGUUGGGCAGGCUGGUCUCAAACUCCUGACCUCAUGAUCCGCCAGCCUCGACCUCCCAAAGUACUGGGAUUAAAAUCCUACUUUGUGUGCUUCACUCUCAUGCCAUCCCUUCAAUGAAUCCAAACCAGCCUUCCUGGGACAUCAUGCCCAGUGUGGAACUGGGGUCAGGGCAGCGUGCCGUGAGCACCAACUCCCUUUCCCUAUACCGUCCCAAAGACAGAAAUAACCCUAACUAUAGGAACCACCAUCAACUGUCAAAAACUCAUGAAAUCAGCUAUGAAAAUCGUGACACGAGUCACUGAGUAUUUUUGCCACAACAGUGUUAAAAUAGCAUAAUCUUCAUAAAAAAUGAAAAAUAAAAUCAAAGAAAAAGGAUGAGCCCUUUGGCAUAACUGUUGUUAUCACUUACUUGCGCCACCUUGUGGUCCGAUCUGUCACCCCCAGAGCUAAGGAACACCUCCCUGCAAGCAUUAUGGUGCCAGGGUGCCCACAGGCAACCUCUGACUUAGCCCUCACAUGAGCCCCGGGCAGUGAGUUUCCUAAGCGAGUCUUGCUCUGUGUUCCUGAACUCGCCAGAGGUUUCCAGCAUUAGCAUUGUUGACAUUUCUGGCCAGGUGAGUCUUUGUUGUAGGAGUCUUGGUCCUGUGCAUUGUAGAAUGUUUAGCAGCAUCCUUGCCCACUAGACGAUCGCAGCACCCCACCCACCUGUGACAACCAAAACUGUUUCCGGGCAUUGCUGAAUGCUCCUUGGGGGGUCAGGAUCAUCCCUUUGUCCCCUAUUUCUGCUCCUAACACCCUGCGCCUGGUGAGAACCACUGUCUUACAGCACUGCUUGGAUGUAAAACCCAGAUCAGCUGCUUUCUUCUCUGUAACUUUGGGUAAGUUACAUAAUCUCUCUGAGCUUCCUCAUCUAAACAUGGGUUGAAAACGGUGCCACCCUCACAAAUGCAUGGGAUUUUUUAUUAGGAUUAAUUGAGUUAAUUCAUAAAACGAGCCCAAACCAUGGCUUGGCAAAUGGUAUGUUCUGCACACUUGUGAGCUAUAAUGCCGACUCUAAGACUACUGACUUCCUUCCCUGCUGAGAGGGGUGCGGUGGGGGUCAUUUGAAGUCACCCCAGAUGGAACUGAAGAAACUGAGUCUUAAAGAGCAGAAGCGAUUUGCCUACUGUCAGCUGGCAGGUCCAGAAUUUAAAUUCACAUCUGUUGGAACCCAAAGUGAUUUUCUUAUCCCUAUAGCCAGUGCCUCUCAGGGAAAGAAGCAAAACUGAGUCAAGGAGCCUGACUCUGGUUCAGUGAGCGGGAUGCUUCUCAAGCCACAGCCUAAGGACAGUCACCUGCUUCCAAGUGGUCACAGUGCCACCCAUGAGAAGGGCAAAGCUCCCUCACUUGUGCCCUGAGUUGUGCAGCCUGAGCUGUAGCAGAUGACCCUCAUGGUCAUCCAUUGGGAGGGCCUACUUCCAGCCCCACAGCCACUAUGGAGGAGGGAACACCUACAUUUGAAGGAUUCUGGGGUCUCUGGUAGUGAGCCCUCUCCGUGGGGUUCAUUGGGCUCACUAAGGGGUGAGCCCAUCAGUCUCUGAGUGAGGUUGACUUUCGUAGAAAUUAGAGAGUUGGGGCAGGUGUGGGGGAGAUUGCUUUCCAUUUGGAUUUGUUCACCACAGUAUCCCCAGGGAUGUAGUUUUUGAUUGAGUAAAUUUAAGAAACGAAGAAGGAGAAUGGUCCUUGGGGUCACACACAAACCAGUUUAGCCCUGGAUCUAACACUGGCUAAGCUCUAUGAUCUCUGGCAAUUUAUGUCUAUGAGUCUCACUUUCCUCAUCUGAAACAAUGGGAAUAAUCCAUCCCAGCCUUGGGGAUUGAGGGUUGGACAUAAAUGGGAUCAUUUGUGUUACUGUAACCUAGAGAAUGCUUAGUGCUUGGCAGAUAUUCAAGUUGUAUUAAUGGGAUCUGUCACUGUGGGGGAAGAAGAAAUGUGUGAGAGUGGAGGUGUGGGGAAGGGAAGGGGUGGUGAGGGAGGCCAGGUCCCUAGUUAUUAGUGGUGGGGUGUGAGUAGGUCAGGUGGGUGAAGCGUCGCUACCUGGAGUCUGAGGCCAACCCCUGAGCUUCCUGUCAUUAGCCACACGAAUAGAUUUGCUUUGUCAAAAAAAAAUUCCUCUCUCUUGAGUUUUCAAUUUUAAAUUCUAAUAAAAAAAAUAGGACUUAGAAUUCCAGAAGAGAAGGCUGGUAGAAUUGCAUGGGCACUUGGGGUGAGGGUUUGGUAACAUUUCCUCCAUGGCCACCUAAACCAAUACCAGGUAGUGUUUGUCUAAGACUCACAUGCGUGAGGAAUGCUGACUGACCACCCUAGAUGCCCUAGACUGUUUCUCAGGAAGGGAAGAACAAGGAAAAGGAGAUGGAAAAUGCAGACCCUUCUUUCCUCUCUGGUGCACUCUGAGGUGCUCCCAGGAAAGAGUCCCGCUUGCCUGGUUGGCAGGAUCCUUGGUAGGAUGUUGUGGUGCCCACCCUUACUGGGAGGAGCAGAUGCAGCGGCCCCUGCUUUGGAAUCAGCGCCAUCUGGGUGCUCAUUGGCCAGGUGAUUACAACAGGUAGCUCGGCCUCAGUGGACUUCAGGAUCUUAUCUGUAAACCCUUCUGUCCCUGGGAUGUUAGGAAGACCAGAACAAAGGGAAGCUGAAACAUUUGGCAGGGGCACCAGCUAGGGCGAGUUACAGCAAAGUAUAGCAAGCAUCACCAGGGCCGAAGCCCCUGGCCCCUCCCCACCAGGAAUUCUGAAACCCUGACAUUUUCUCUUGGAAGGAACUUGCUUGCAAUGGGGUGAUUGGGUCUGUGUGUCAACUUGUGCAGAUAUUACAUGUUCCGAACUCUUCAGUGUCUGUAAGAUGUAUCCAGACUGCCAACAAUGUUUGUAUUCACCUCACUAAGUGUGCCAUUUGGGAGUGGGGAGGCACCUUACACUUCAGUAUCAUUUCACAGGUCGGAAGUAAUGUUCGCUGCUCCUUUUCACUCUCAAAAGAGGCUCCAUUUAAAUGAUUCAUUACAUGUUUCCCCAUCCAUGAAGCAUGAUCUUGCUUCAUGCAGAGUAAGAAUUCCAGCUACGCUCUUACUAGUGGUGUAGCCUUCAGCAUGUCAUUUCACCUCUGAGUACAUCAGUCAGCUGUUUUCACAAAAAUGCUGUGUAACAAGCUGUCCCCAGUUGUCAGCGGCUCAAAACAACCUUUUAUUCUCCUAGAUCUGCAGGUUGGCUUGGGUGGUUCUGCUGAUCCUGGCUGGGCUUGCUCACAUGCUUUCAGGAAGAAUAUAGCUGCUUAAACAAGGCUGGGCUUGGCUGGAUGGCUUUGCUUCCAUCUGCAGGUCUGCUCUGCAGGUCUCCUGGGCUGGAUCUGUUCCAUAUGUGGAGUAAUUAGGGCAUGUUCUUUCAGUGCUUGGUAGAGGUGUAAGAGGGGAAACCCAAAUGCGUAUGCAUAUCCCAAGCCCCUGCUUGCAUCACUUCUGCUAACAUCUUAUAAUAUUUUAUUAGUCAAAAGCAAGUCACAUGACAAGUCCAGAUUGAAGGAACAGGGAAGUCCACUUUGUCAGUGAUGAGUCACAAAGUACAGCAGACUUCUUUCUCUCUUCUCUUUCUGUUCUUCCCCCCUGUCAUCUAUAAAGUAAGGAAAAAUACAGUGUAUCUCUCAUCUAUGCUUCUGAUUUUGUGGGUUGUUCCAUUCCAUUUGGAAGUCACUCAUUAGAUACUAGUUUAAUGUAAAGGAAAUCUGUCUUCACAGUCUCCCCAUUAAAGUGGAAUAGAAACCGGGCAACUUAGCCACAUAUGCUGCCUGAGUCGUUGACUUGCUGUGUGACCUUGGGUAGGCCACUUCACCUCCCUGAGCAUCAGGGACCUGGAUGAGUCUCUUCCGGCUCUGACAAUCUGCAUUACUAUGACAAGCUCCCAGGGCGGAAGUGUGGAAGGGCUCUCAGGGACCAUCUAGCUCAGCCUCUUGCUUUUACAGGUGAGGAAACCAAGGCCGUUGGAAACAGAUUCAGUUCCACUUGGCUUUUCUGAAAGAGUCAGAUUAUCUUGGUGAAUAUUAAUAGCUUCUCAUAGCUAGUGAUAGGUGGGCCCCGAGGGUACAGGUGGGAGACUAUCUGUUUCCUUCCCCAGAAACUUGUGUGCACAUGGUAUGUUACAGUGAAAGCAAGUUUAGGACUAAAUUCUGCCAAAAUGUGGACAUUCACUACCACAUAUGUGAAAAGCAAGGCAAAGGAAUGAACAGUAUUGCAAACUAUUUACUAGCCUAGAAAGUCAAGAAAGAGUCACUUUCACGUGAACAUGAUGAUCUUUUGAAGCAGGACUGCCUGGUUAGUGUUCAAUCAGAUGACAGAGCCCUCUGUGAAGAGGAGAGAAGGUGGAUCCGCCAGGCUCUGCACCUAUGGAAUAUGGUAGCCACUAGCCACAUGCUGCUGCUUGCAUUGAAACUAAUUUAAAUGGAAUACAAUUAAAAUUUUAGUUUAUGCACAUUACAAGUGUUCUGCAGCCUGAGGUGGCCGGUGACACCAUAGUGGUGCAUAGAUGUAGCAUGCUUCUCCCGUCACAGAAAGUUCUGUUGGACAGUGCCCUACUGGAUUUCCCAUGCAGCAGAGAAACCCUCAGUUACAAGGCUUGCCAGAUUCUAAUGUAAAUACUGUUUAUUUCACCCAUGAAAACUUAUCUCUAACAGCCCUUAUCCAAGUCCAGCAAACCGUCUGUUGCAAAUUUACACAGAUAUUUUAAGGGCUAAGUAACCACCUUUGAAGGCGCUGAUUCCAAAUUAGGGCAGUUCAUAUCCUGGCUUACAAUCCUGGCAGCAUUUUUUUGUUCAUUAGCAGCUGCAAAUAGUAAUUCACUUCUCCUAGGGUGGGACUUAGAGUUAACUUGUAGGAGCAGAUCACAGUCUUCAUAAUGAAGAAUUUCGAUUAUAAAUUACAAUGUAGGAAAUGCAAUAAGACUCAGAGAAGUGUCCAACUCUUCCCUGCCUUGGAGCAUCCUCAAGGUCUGUUCCCCUGAUCUGGAAUAGUGGGCUUUCCUCUUUUUUUUUUUUUUUUUUUUUUAGAUGGAGUCUCGCUCUGUCACCCAGGCUGGAGUGCAGUGGCACAGUCUCGGCUCACUGCAAGCUCUGCCUCCCAGGUUCACACCAUUCUCCUGCCUCAGCCUCCCGAGUAGCUGGGACUACAGGCGCCCGCCACCACACCCGGCUAAUUGUUUGUAUUUUUAGUAGAGACGGGGUUUCACCGUGUUAGCCAGGAUGGUCUCUAUCUCCUGACCUCGUGAUCUGCCCGCCUUGGCCUCCCAAAGUGCUGGGAUUACAGGCGUGAGCCACCGUGCCUGGCCGGUUUUCCUCUUUUUACCUGGAAAACUUUUAUCUGAUAUUUUCUAUCUCAGUUUAAAGAGUAGUUAUUUAAAACAAGAUCUUCUUUGAUGAGUUAUGUAAGUUAGGUUGCUGCUGCCCUUUGCUCUGAGGGGCCUGUCCUUUCACCUCAUAGCAUUUGUCACCAUUUGCCAUUGUGUAUUGCCUUAUGUCUUUAUAUAUACCCUUUUUUACUCCCUCCCCCACUAGCAAAUAAUUCCACAAGGUCAAAGAACACAACCGUGUUGUUCACUGUUGUAUUCCAAGAAUAGGAGCAUUAGCAAAGAGCAAAGCGAGCAAAUGCAGUGUUAUAGGAUAAUCACCAUCAUCAUCACUGUCACCAUCACCAUCGCAUCAUCAUGCCUGGAAAGAAGAUCAUGCAGAUUCCUACAACGAAGAGAAGUAAGCUUCUCUCUUGGUGCUUCUCUCUUCUGAUUGUUCAAGGCUUACCUUCUUAUCUUUUUGGAGGGUUCCUGAUUGUCCUGGGGUGCUUGAUUCUGGCUGUCCUGACCACAUUCAAGGAGUAUGAGACUGUCUCGGGAGACUGGCUUCUGUUACUGGAGACAUUUGCUAUUUUCAUCUUUGGAGCCGAGUUUGCUUUGAGGAUCUGGGCUGCUGGGUGUUGCUGCCGAUACAAAGGCUGGCGGGGCCGACUGAAGUUUGCCAGGAAGCCCCUGUGCAUGUUGGACAUCUUUGUGCUGAUUGCCUCUGUGCCAGUGGUUGCUGUGGGAAACCAAGGCAAUGUUCUGGCCACCUCCCUGCGAAGCCUGCGCUUCCUGCAGAUCCUGCGCAUGCUGCGGAUGGACCGGAGAGGCGGCACCUGGAAGCUUCUGGGCUCGGCCAUCUGUGCCCACAGCAAAGAACUCAUCACGGCCUGGUACAUCGGUUUCCUGACACUCAUCCUUUCUUCAUUUCUUGUCUACCUGGUUGAGAAAGAUGUCCCAGAGGUGGAUGCACAAGGAGAGGAGAUGAAAGAGGAGUUUGAGACCUAUGCAGAUGCCCUGUGGUGGGGCCUGAUCACACUGGCCACCAUUGGCUAUGGAGACAAGACACCCAAAACGUGGGAAGGCCGUCUGAUUGCUGCCACCUUUUCCUUAAUUGGCGUCUCCUUUUUUGCCCUUCCAGCGGGCAUCCUGGGGUCCGGGCUGGCCCUCAAGGUGCAGGAGCAACACCGUCAGAAGCACUUUGAGAAAAGGAGAAAGCCAGCUGCUGAGCUCAUUCAGGCUGCCUGGAGGUAUUACGCUACCAACCCCAACAGGAUUGACCUGGUGGCGACAUGGAGAUUUUAUGAAUCAGUCGUCUCUUUUCCUUUCUUCAGGAAAGAACAGCUAGAGGCAGCAUCCAGCCAAAAGCUGGGUCUCUUGGAUCGGGUUCGCCUUUCUAAUCCUCGUGGUAGCAAUACUAAAGGAAAGCUAUUUACCCCUCUGAAUGUAGAUGCCAUAGAAGAAAGUCCUUCUAAAGAACCAAAGCCUGUUGGCUUAAACAAUAAAGAGCGUUUCCGCACGGCCUUCCGCAUGAAAGCCUACGCUUUCUGGCAGAGUUCUGAAGAUGCCGGGACAGGCGACCCCAUGGCGGAAGACAGGGGCUAUGGGAAUGACUUCCCGGUCGAAGACAUGAUCCCCACCCUGAAGGCCGCCAUCCGAGCCGUCAGAAUUCUACAAUUCCGUCUCUAUAAAAAAAAGUUCAAGGAGACUUUGAGGCCUUACGACGUGAAGGAUGUGAUUGAGCAGUAUUCUGCCGGGCAUCUCGACAUGCUUUCCAGGAUAAAGUACCUUCAGACAAGAAUAGAUAUGAUUUUCACCCCUGGACCUCCCUCCACGCCAAAACACAAGAAGUCUCAGAAAGGGUCAGCAUUCACCUUCCCAUCCCAGCAAUCUCCCAGGAAUGAACCAUAUGUAGCCAGACCAUCCACAUCAGAAAUCGAAGACCAAAGCAUGAUGGGGAAGUUUGUAAAAGUUGAAAGACAGGUUCAGGACAUGGGGAAGAAGCUGGACUUCCUCGUGGAUAUGCACAUGCAACACAUGGAACGGUUGCAGGUGCAGGUCACGGAGUAUUACCCAACCAAGGGCACCUCCUCGCCAGCUGAAGCAGAGAAGAAGGAGGACAACAGGUAUUCCGAUUUGAAAACCAUCAUCUGCAACUAUUCUGAGACAGGCCCCCCGGAACCACCCUACAGCUUCCACCAGGUGCCCAUUGACAAAGUCAGCCCCUAUGGGUUUUUUGCACAUGACCCUGUGAACCUGCCCCGAGGGGGACCCAGUUCUGGAAAGGUUCAGGCAACUCCUCCUUCCUCGGCAACAACGUAUGUGGAGAGGCCCACGGUCCUGCCUAUCUUGACUCUUCUCGACUCCCGAGUGAGCUGCCACUCCCCGGCUGACCUGCAGGGCCCCUACUCGGACCGAAUCUCCCCCCGGCAGAGACGUAGCAUCACGCGAGACAGCGACACACCUCUGUCCCUGAUGUCGGUCAACCAUGAGGAGCUGGAGAGGUCUCCAAGUGGCUUCAGCAUCUCCCAGGACAGAGAUGAUUAUGUGUUUGGCCCCAAUGGGGGGUCGAGCUGGAUGAGGGAGAAGCGGUACCUCGCCGAGGGUGAGACGGACACAGACACGGACCCCUUCACGCCCAGUGGCUCCAUGCCUCUGUCGUCCACAGGGGAUGGGAUUUCUGAUUCAGUAUGGACCCCCUCCAACAAGCCCAUUUAAAAGAGGUCACUGGCUGACCCCUCCUUGUAAUGUAGACAGACUUUGUAUAGUUCACUUACUCUCACACCCGACGCUUACCAGCGGGGACACCAAUGGCUGCAUCAAAUGCAUGCGUGUGCGUGGUGGCCCCACCCAGGCAGAGGCUUCCCACAGCCUCUUCCUCCCCAUGUCACCACAACAAAGUGCUUCCUUUUCAGCAUGGUUUGCAUGACUUUACACUAUAUAAAUGGUUCCGCUAAUCUCUUCUAGGAUACACAUUUAUCUGCUGUUCUUACUUUUAAUCACGAUUGGACCAGUACAGGGAGAAAUUACUGAUGAGCCAUGCUAUUUGUCUGUUUGGUUGGCUGGUUUGGGUUUUGGUUUGGUAAGCAGAGAAAGUAGUUUAAGUUAUUUCUAGGAUCACUGCCCUCUUGUGUAAAACACUCCAGCGAUUAACUGUUUUUGAAAGCAAGGAAAUAAUUUUCUCAACAAAACCACAUUGUGUAUCAGUGGGGCUGCCUACUGAGCUAACAUUAGGAAAGGAAUGAGAUAGUCAUUGUGUCUCUAAAACAAAGAAUUUAAACAAAUAUUUAAGGCAAAACCUUUUAAAAGCUCUCCAAAAGACCUCCCUUGGCCUGAUGUUAUUUAGUAUCAUGCCUCAGUUUCCUUAUCUGUAAAAAGUGGUGGUAAUCCCAAGUGUAGCAUUUCUGAUGAGUUAUGAAUUGGCAGAGAGAAAACAUGCACACACACACACACACACACAAAGUUAAAAUAGUUUCCAAUUUAUGUAGCCAAGGACAGUGGAAUUUAUCAGAAGUGAAGUGCCCCUCUGGGCAGGAGCUAAGUUCAGUGCCUUUAAAAUGAAGUUCCAACUCCCAUUUCUUCCCAUGAUACUGAAGGACAAAAUAUCCAUCUAAAAUAGAAAUUAAAGUCAAGAAGGCACACAGAAAUUAUCUAGUCCAAGGACUUCCUUUUAUAAAUGAAGAAUCUUAGGCUUAGGUAAAGUGACACACCCAGAGUCACUCAGUUGUCCCAUGGAGAACCAGGACUCAAAAGUCAGGUCUGCUCACUCUCCCUGCCCUUGUUUCCCCUCACCACACCACUCUUCCAUUUAUAUAAUGCAUCCUAGAGACUGUGUCAAGAUAUAUGACUUUGUGUCGUGUGGAAAGCACUCAAUUUAUCCAGCAAGAGAGGGAUUUCCACUUUUAUUGCAAAACAUGCUUGCUUGAUGCAAUGCAUUUUAGAUCUGGAAAAAAAUAAUACAAGCAAACUACAUUUACGGAUGUGUAAACAGGCAAAAUUUCCAGAACCAUCCAAUUUUACUUUUCCAAAUUUAUGGAACCAACCCAGAUUUUAAAAAUGAAAAUACUAAAACCAUAUGUAACCGUAGGACAAGCUAAAAUGUAAGCAGAGAGCCUGGGAAGCACUGCCCUACUGUACAGGUGUGAUAUUAAGCACAAGCCAUUCUCUGGCCUCUUAUGAGAUGGUGUUAUGCUCUGAAAAACUUUGAUGGAAAAGGUUUCUGUUAGGCUUAGACUGAAUUAGCUAAAUGACCACACCACAGUAUUAUUGUAUCACUCUUCUCACACACCUAGGCACUGAUUGUGGAUAGUUGCCAUAGUGACAAUCAAGAUAAUCCAGAUGACCUAAACAAAUGUCUGUAUGCAGCUGACACCGCUAUUCUCCCUCACAGUCUUGUCAAGAGCCACAGUAGCUAUGGCAGACGUUUGGUUGAUGGCUUCAUCAUUUCCUAAUACAAGAGUUUGGCACUAUGUUGGAGACAGGAAUCACUUCCUCAGAGAUAGGUUCCUUUCAACUCACAUGUCAACGGUUACUGUACGAAAAGCUCAGAAUACAGUAAUGAUUAGAGCUUGACCCCUGACUUUAGGAACUUAGAACCAAAGCCCGAAGUCCCAGGCCAAGGGCAGACAUUGUGAGUGGCAGAAGGGUGUUUUUUAUGGAGAGCCCUACAAAUGGAUGGGUGUAGACCUUGAAGUCUGAGAUAGGAAAUACACCAGAAUGCUCAAUGCAUCAGACAUGAAGCCCGUCCCCUAUGGGUUUCCAUUUGACGUGCUGGCAAUCUGAAGGAUAAAGGGCAUGGGUUAUUUGGGCCUCUUCCCCACUCCUUCAAUAUGGCUGAAAGUGCCACUGGGGAUUACAACCUAAGAAACCCUAUGCCCCUUCCUGAGGGCUUGAUUAUUGAAUCCUGAUCUUCCUGGAAUCUUUCACUUGAGAUGAUCACCUGCUUAACAUCCAACAUGUUACUAUGCUUUUCUUUAUGUACACGAGUUACUGGAAACCAACAAUAAAGGAGAGUGAGUCAUACUCUCCACAUAUGCACCAAUUAAUUUUUUUAACUUAUUAAUAUUCUUGAAGAGCUUACUAUCUUAAGUAUUUCACAAAUAGAUGCAUUUUCCAGCAACUCAAUGGAGUUCUAGCUUAAAGUAUUUACCAUUGAUCCAAAAUUGGAGGAACUACCUUAGGUUCUUUUAAUAACCUAGAAAGGAUUGGAGCUUGUAUUAUUUCCUAAACCAUAGGCAGGCAGUCUAGCUUCCCUGCUGGAUCAUAAGACCAGGACAGCAGAGAUUGGGUUUGUAUUGAUAGUAGUAGGGAAGUAUUGAUCGUCUAACAUCUAGUAAGUUGUCUUUAUCAGUAUAGACGUAGACAAAAUGAAUGUUUUAUGAAUGAAUAAAUAAUAAGAACCUUAAGAGCUGUUUUUUUCCCAUUUAAGAAAACAGAAAGGAAAAGAGAAAAAUGAUCUUCUGGAAUAACUCUGCUUUGAUAUUCUCCUUUUGUUCCCCAAAAACUAUAUUCCAGAAAGGCAAACCAAACCUGCUCAAGUUGCCUACGCAUAGACAAUCUCAACAACAUGGCUCACAGUGAGCAAGCAGAAAUUUAGGGCCUGGAAUUGAAUGUGAGUUAUGAGAAGAAACAGUGUGUGCUUUCACAAAGAUCCUUUUGUCAGACAAAGGAACAGCAUGAUAAUCCAAUGGAAAUGGUUAACAGCGUGACCCAAGAUGAUAUGACCACAGAUAUACUAGUCGUUCUGAAACUUGCCCAAGAAAUUGCAGUUGUUUCAGCAGGACUCCAUGAAAUAUUGACAAAUUAAUUCCAUCAUCAAACUAGGAAUGAUAUUAUCAGGUAAAACUAUGAUCUCAUGUAUGUAUUUGGUCUUUCUGGGUCACAAUGUGACAUGAAAAAUUUUAAAGGUCAUAUUUUAGCAAGAUCAAAAUGAAUGAGAUAAAUCAACUUCACAAAUGUUAGGUGAAACAUGAUCCUAUUGAGCUGAGAAAGAAGUACUUGAGAUCAAGUUUGAGUUUUGACUAUCAAAUGUCAGCACAAAAGCAAAUAUCAAAAGCUUAAGAGAAAAAUUAUUUCAGGAAAAGAAAAACACAUCAAAUUGAGAAAGUGCUAUUGAAUAACUUUGUUUUUAGAACUGGGAAUUUAGGCUUAUUAGACAUGGCAUUGACAUUACAAAGCCCUAGUUUUCAUGAAAACAUAACUAGAUAACCCCAAGGUGCAUAGGUUAAAAAUGAACUAAUUAAUCAACAAUUAUGCAUCCUGUGUCUAUUUUGUGCAAGGUAAUUCCUAGACACUGCAGUUUAAAAGAAUAAUUUCCUGUAGAAAAACCUAAUAUAAAAGGACCUACUCAUAAUUUGGCAAAAUCAUUCUCAUAAUUCCAUGCUACUGAAAUGGGGGUGUAAUAAAGAAAAAGUCAUUUGUUUAUUCAUUUAACAAGGUUUACUAAGCACCAAUAUAUGCCCAGAACUGUGCAGUGCACUGGAAAUUCAGAGAUAAGAAAACCAGUUUCUGCCAUCAAAAUGCUGGGAAUCUAGAGGUCUCAAAUAUCAGAGGUCCCUUCAAACUAUGUCUACCAGUAAAAUAAAAUACCUGAUUUCAUCCCUGCAAACAACUCCAUACAGACAGAAAUGCUUCCUAGCUUGGAAACUAUAGAAAAUUGAACAUGAAAAUGAGAGCAAAGAUUCUACAUCAAAAUGGCAAUGAUCCAAUCAGCCCAGUCACGUUUGAGUGGGUUGAAUGGGGACUUCGAGUUUGGAUUCAAUGCUCUGAACUUCAUAGCUCCAGAGAAGCUGUGCAAAAAAAGGGGAUUCUAGGGAAUCUGAGGAAGAUUGUUGGAGAAACCAGCUUUCUUCUUGUCUCCUAAUCCCUACUAAGAUUGAUACCGGUCAAGGAGCUGAGCUGCUUUCAUUUCAUCAUGUUGACCAAGAGAAGCUUAUGAUACAGACUAUGACACAGCACCUAUUUCAAGAGAAAGAUGUUACUCUACUUAUGGGAACCUGCAGAUCAAAUUCUCCUGGGGCAAGAGAAGAAAUUUGUUCAGCAGCCUAAGAAGUCAACUGUACUUUGGACAGUGCUGCCAAACACACCCCAGGAUUCUCCCACCCCUGUCCUUCCCCAGAAGAUGCCACAUAGCUGGUAUUUGGUUUUCAUGAAUAACCAAAGAUUCUUCUUUGCUUCCUGAACCCCAGGCAUCCUUAGGAAUUUGCUUCAUGUCCUCACUUGUCCUCGAAGGCUUGUUUUUCAGGAUGAACUUUUUAAAUCUAAGUUGUUUAUAUUCAAAUAAACCCAACGCUAUUGUUGCUGAUAUUAUACCAUUCCAAACUGAGCCAACUAGCCCCUAAACAAGCCAGCAGGCAGCCCCUCACUAAUGCCCAGUUUAGAACAUGUUAGGACCAGGCUAUCUGCAUAGCUUUAGUGGUUUUAGAAGCCAGUAAUGGCAGUGUAAAAGAGACAGGAAGCAUAUAGAGAUGACCUGGAAGAAAAUUUGAGUUUCAGCACAUUCAAAAGCCUUUGACUCUUCUGCCAUGUUUUGAUUUUCAAGUGAGACAAUCAAUGUACACAAAAAGCCCCUAGUACAAUGACUGAUGCAUACUAGGGACUGUUAUUUAUGUUAUUUUUAUGGUAUGCAUGGACUUCAUUGUCUCAAUCUUUGAUGUUGCUUAUGAACUCUAAAUUUACACCAAAAUUUUUUUUUCAGAAAAAAGAAUGGUGGAGAUAUAAUCCUAAUUAUUAAAUCAAAUACUUUCACAAUUGCUUUUUAAAUAAGUACAUCUCUGCAAAUAAAAAUGCUUACUGUUGUCUAUAAUAAAGAAGAGAAGGAAUAUUGGAAUGAAGAGAGACAGGAAUGUUGGAUCUCAGUGGCUGAGUUGUGGCAAUUCCAUUGGACGUAUAGUACCAGAUGUUGUGCCAUCUGGAUGAGGUGUAGGAGAUAAAGCCAAAUAGCAAGAAUAAAGGACUCAGGAUUUCCCAAGGGAAGUCAACUGUGCAUGGUGGCUAUCAGAAAACACCCUAGCAAUGAAUGGGGGAACUUGCAGAAGAAAGAGUUAAUGCUUGCUUAAACCUUCCCUGGGGAGAUUUGUUCCCAGGCUUUCAUGGCUUUAACCUCAGCGACCCUGUAAGAAAAUUGUGAUUCGUAUUUUGAUUUGUUAUCAUAGAUGCAAGGAGACAUAAUUUCAUGGAUUCUAAGAUACACAGAGCAAGAAGAGAUUUUGAUCACCCAGAACAAUCACCUGUCUUUUUAGAUCAACAAGCAGAAGCUCAGAGCAAAGAACAUCACACCACAUCCCUCAGUGAUUGAAGAAGUGAUUGAGUCACAUAUGGAACUCAGGUCUUCUGAUCCUUGCUUCAGAUGUUAGAGACAAAACUAAAAGUAAUAUAGCAAGUGAAAUCUAAGCAUCACUGUUGAGCCCAGAACAUUAAUAAGAACUUCCUGGCCCACUUGAGAAACUGUUAAACCAGACAUACCUUUGGGGAUUUCUUCCCUUCUCUGGAAUAAGAUUGAUGUUUCCAUGCUGUGAAAGAUGAUGAUGUUCCUUCUCCCAGAUUCCUGCUGUCUUCAAAAGGCCUAGCAAAAACCACUGCUGCUGGGUGCAGUUGAGAAAGGGAAUGAAGAAGAGCAAUCCCAUGGCCAUGCAGGGACUCCUCCCCUCCACCUCUCUGCCCUCCCCCGCUUUGCCCUCUCCUACCUUGUACCUUCUUUGUCCUGCCAUGUUUGGACUGAUUCACAUUUUUGGCCCAUCACUUGGACUCAUUCAGCUCCAGAGUCAUGCCUUAGGCUGCAUCCUCAUCUACAGGCCAAUUAAACAGGGUUUCUCCUUGAUAAAUCUCUAUGGUUUUGGUUUUAGGAAGUCAGGCAUGAUUUCUUUUGGGAUCUAUAAGACCCAAAGUGGCCAGUUUUACCAAAGGUGUCCCUUUGCACUGGGAUCUCUGGGUCUUAUUUGAGCAAAGCUUGGGUCCUCUUGCCUUGUCCCAGAGAAUCCCCAUGUUGUCAGUCCAUAAGCAGAUACUCUAGGGCCUUCACCAAAAGCUACAAAGAAGCAAACAGGACUCAACUUAGGACAUCUUAUGGUUAUGUAACUAGGAGAUUAUUUUAGGAAGUAAACAGGCCUCUGUUGGCUCAAAAGGACAUCUUCAUUGUUAGUUUCCACUUACAUUGUUCUCGGGAUAAAUCUGCCAGAAUUUGGUAGGGCUCCCCAGCAGUCCUUGUGAAUCCCUGUGAUAGGAUGUUUCAGUUCUCCUGAGUCAGGCUGAAGUGAAAGCUCCUAAGAGAUAUUCAGAAAGAAGGAUAGUCAAGUUCUAGAACAACAAUAAUUGGCCCAGUAAUUUUAAAGAUUGUCAUUCUACCUAAGCCUUCAUCCUCCAGAUAGCACUGUUAUGGGCUUAAAAUAAGCUUCAAUGGAAAUAAUGAAUUUCCUUGACACAGCCAAAAAUGGGCUGCAUAUAAGAAUAACUUGAGAAUGGCUUACAAUUAGGUAGUCAAAAGCCCAGCUCAGUGCUCAGGAAUGUAUUUGUAAUUCCUCUUAGACUUGUCGAAUGGCCUGCAAUUUGAUACCUAAGAGUAAUACAAAAUAAGAGCAUAUUUUAUUUUAAUGUUCCCUUCUCUUCCCCUGCCCACAAAAGCGAGGUCAGGGAAGGGGACAGAAACUUAUCCUAAGCGCUCCUUAUGAGUUGCCUGUGACAUGAUAGCUCUCUCUAAAGUUCAUGCAAUCCUCAUCGCAACCCCAUGAGGGAGAUGUUAUUGUCUCCAUCUUAUAGAUGAGGAAACUGAAGACAAGACCUUGUCAAAGGUCACACAUUGUAAGAAGUAGAGCUGCAUAUUUAACCAAAGCCCGUGUACCUGGAAAGCUCAUUCUCCCUCCACCUUCUUCCUCUCAAAUCAGGCCCUAGCUCCUCCACAAUGCUUCGGCCUUCCACGUUCACUCAGCUUUACAGUAAAAUGAUCACAGACCCAUGAGUUCCCUGGAGAGUAGAGUGAUGCCUGGCUCAGCUGUUCCUCUUGUCUGUUCAGCAGGCCCUUUGAGUGGCUUCACAACCCAGCUGUCAGUGGCAGAAAAUAAUGCCUCAUAAAUUAUUCACCUGGUUCACAUUGGAAUCCAUUAGCUCUCGGGGCUUGGUGUGGCUGCAGAUCAUUCACAAGUGCCCCUUGUUAUCUGCCCCCAAGGAGCUCCUGUCAUUGUUUUUAACCAAACAAGUUCAAAUAUCUCCACGUCUCUGCUGACUCUGGUCUUUUGUCUCUAGACUGUACCUUUAUUUCUGAGCUCUGAAAUUCUGCAGCAACAGGUGAGUCUAUAAAGACAUUCUGUGGGAGGCCAAAAGCUCAGAACAGCUGUGUCUCUCUUUCUCAGUAUUAAAAGAUCAAGGUUUCCCAUGGAAGCCAACCUGAUCUGGUAAUUGGGCCCUUCUAUACCCCUCUGAAUACUUUUCCAAGGAGGGGGCAGUUCCCACCCCCAUAGUUCCCCUGAGGGUUAAGAGUCCAGGUGGUGGCCAAGUUGCAAGAUUUGGGGCAGCCAUUUUGCCAAGGAUCUGAGAUUCGCUGUUGGAGAGGUGAAGUCAGCUGUGUCCCAUCCUGAAAAAUCAACUUAGAAAGACAGGUGGACUUCAUCAGAUUUGUCAGUCCUUCCUUGUUUUAAAGAGAAAAAUGAUCUCUGCCUUGCUUCAGAUAGGAUAUGGCUAUUUUUUUUCCUUCUUUUUCUAAUGUAGCAGUGAUGGAAAACACCAGUCUUUGAAUAACAAAUGGAGGUUCCCAGCGACAUGAAUCCAUUAUAUUUGAUUUUGGAUUGUAUUUUUUAACCCCUUUUUAUGGCAUAGAAUUCUGGUGCCUUGCUCCCUGGGUUUGUCUCUGUGCUACGAGUAGGCUUUCUUCACAUUCUGGCUUACAGGGGAACACAACUAUUCCACAAGUGGCCUUUAGUGCUCUUUAUAAUAUGAUUUCCUGUAAUUUUUAAACUGUAUGUGUAAUUUAUAUUCUGGCUCUGUCCAAUAUUUGAACAACUUUAAUAGGUUGAUUUCCUUAUAUAUUAUGCAAAUAAUUCUUACCUGAUUUUUUAUGUUCUAUCUUAAAUAAAUACUGCACCACUUAUUAAUAAAUAGACAUUUCAGUGAUUA
Messenger RNA from Symphalangus syndactylus (siamang), 24336 nucleotides. RefSeq names its product potassium voltage-gated channel subfamily Q member 3 (gene KCNQ3). The record is from RefSeq and is a predicted model, not a curated record. Gene Ontology annotation, molecular function: voltage-gated potassium channel activity. Lineage: Eukaryota; Metazoa; Chordata; Mammalia; Primates; Hylobatidae. Gene Ontology annotation, biological process: potassium ion transmembrane transport. Gene Ontology annotation, cellular component: membrane; voltage-gated potassium channel complex.